AGGCGCGUGGUAGUGAUGGCGGCGCUCUGUGAGACUUUCCUGUCACUGGAUACUACUACUCCCAGCCCUCCUCAAAGCCGCCGGAGCAACCCCCUGGUCUUUAGUUUACAAGUGGCAAUUUGACUUGCUCUGCUGCAUGUCUGGAGGGACCGCGGAAAGUGUGGAGACGCCCCGGGGAUUAAGCGAUCUCAGCGUAAAAAGAAAAAAAGCCAAACAAAUAAACAAAACCCACCCACCCUAACAAACAUGAGGCUGCUGGAGAGAAUGAGGAAAGAAUGGUUCAUGAUGGGAAUAGUGUUGGCGAUCGCCGGAGCUAAACUGGAGCCAUCCAUAGGGGUGAAUGGGGGACCACUGAAACCAGAAAUAACUGUCUCCUACAUUGCUGUUGCAACAAUAUUCUUUAACAGCGGACUGUCAUUAAAAACAGAGGAGCUGACCAGUGCUUUGGUGCAUAUAAAACUGCACCUUUUCAUUCAGAUCUUUACACUUGCAUUCUUUCCAGCAACAAUAUGGCUUUUUCUCCAGCUUUUAUCAAUCACACCCAUCAAUGAAUGGCUUUUAAAAGGUUUGCAGACAGUAGGUUGCAUGCCUCCCCCUGUGUCUUCUGCAGUGAUUUUAACCAAAGCAGUUGGUGGAAAUGAGGCAGCUGCAAUAUUUAAUUCAGCCUUUGGAAGUUUUUUGGGCAUCGUUAUAACACCCCUGCUACUGCUGCUUUUUCUUGGCUCUUCCUCUUCUGUGCCUUUUACAUCUAUUUUUUCUCAGCUUUUUAUGACUGUUGUGGUUCCUCUCAUUAUUGGACAGAUUGUCCGAAGAUACAUCAAGGAUUGGCUUGAAAGAAAGAAGCCGCCUUUUGGUGCUAUCAGCAGCAGUGUCCUCCUCAUGAUCAUCUACACCACCUUCUGCGACACGUUCUCGAACCCAAAUAUUGACCUGGAUAAAUUCAGCCUUAUUCUCAUCCUAUUCAUAAUAUUUUCUAUCCAGCUGAGUUUUAUGCUUUUAACCUUCCUCUUUUCAACAAGGAAUAAUUCGGGUUUCACACCAGCAGACACUGUGGCAAUCAUUUUCUGUUCUACGCACAAAUCCCUCACACUGGGAAUUCCAAUGCUGAAGAUCGUGUUUGCGGGCCACGAGCACCUCUCUCUAAUAUCUGUGCCCUUGCUCAUAUACCAUCCAGUUCAGAUCCUUCUGGGAAGUGUGUUGGUGCCCACAAUAAAGUCUUGGAUGGUGUCAAGGCAGAAGAUACUGUCCAGCUCUGAACAUCAUGUUGUCCUUUCUUAUAGGGAGUGAAGUUGACGAGACCAACAGUAUAACGAAGGAGGCACUCUUUAUGCAGCGGUGUAUAUUUGUACAGAAUUGUACAUACAAACACUUCUGAAGACUUGUACUUGUGAAUGUUGCUUCGAUGCAUAUUUUAUUUUUUUACACAAGAAUAUGAUAAAAAAAAAAAAAAAAGUUUAAGUGCCUUAAAAUGUAUUGGACAGGAGCGUUAUUUCCAGAACCUAGUUUGUUGGUUACUGGCAAGGGUGGUACCGUAUUUUGGAGUGGUUUAAUUUUUUUUUUUCUUUCCAAACACGGGAAACCAUGAUCAUGACAAAAAGCAAAUACGCUUUCCUCGUACCACCUUUGGUGCAGAACAACCCUACGCUAGUUACUGUGCUGUUUGAAAUGAGGUCACACCAUCAGGAAAAUGCCCUUCUGAUGACAGUGAGAAUUUCCAAAGUCUUAUUCAUGAAUACUUUGAUUUACUGUGUGAUUCUUUGUUUCUACAACUGUGACAUGCCUCUUCCUUAUCAACUCAGCAGGGGUCAUGGAUUGCAUAGAUGCUGAAAGGCAUAAGUUAUCUGCAUUUCUUGACAUCAUUCUUUAGACAUUCCUUCAGAUAGUUUCCACAGAGAAAUUCCUCAGUCCUAUUAUAAGAGAUUGUGGUGUUAUAUGUCUUAAAUUUAUUAUAAGCUGCUUCAAAGAAAGAGCCUGAUGUUUGAGUUAUAAGUAAGUGAAGUUUUGAGGUAAACUCCAGGACUUGGUAGUCAGGAUUUUUAAAAUUGUAUUUCAGAUAGUUUCCCUUUUUCUGCCACAAUUUCUUUCUUACCUGUUUUCUAGCACACUUGCAAACUCCUAACAGCCAAACAUGAGACUUAAAAAUGUUCCAGUUUGAGAACAGCAACAAUUAAUGAUGGAUUAUGUUCACAUUCCACAACUGAGACCAAAAUUUUUUCUUGUUACACAGAUGUCUGAGCACAAAUUGCCCCUUUUAGCCAGAAGCAGCCUGUUUCAUCCUUGGAUUAAGCACACUUAAGGCAUUUGAGACAAGUUAUUAAUGAAAAUUUCCUUGGCAGAUUUGACAAAUGUUUGCUGCAAUUUUUUAAAAUUAAAUCAUAUUGUUCUUAUGAAUAAACAAAAAUAUAAAGGUCAUGGACACAAACAAAUGUUACAUAUACACAUUCUGUCUAGCCAGAUGGAAAGAAAAAUGGGCACAGAAAAUGCAAAACCAUUCAUUAACCAAUAGAUCAAAUAAAACAGUCCCCAGUUGGGCAUCAGCUUUCAAAGGAAUAUUCAAUCUUUGCUUCCACUGGGGCUAGACAAACUUUCACUAGAUCCAAAUAGAGAAGAAAGCAAUAUAGAGAAUUAGGGGACGCUGUUCCUGCCCAGCAUUCUGUCACAUCCUCUCUGCAUGUCCUUUCUUGGUUUGACAGACAGUAUUGGCAUCCUGGGCCACACUGACGCUGACUGUGGUCAGCAACAGAAAAGAUCAUUCCUUUGACACCUACCAGGUUUACCAGUGGUAUAAAUUCGUAUUAUCGUCACAACCAGGUCUCAUCUUGUGUUUCUUCUAACCAUUUCAAUAUUACUGAAAUUCAUAAAUUUCACAAGAGUUAUCCUCAAUGUAAAUGUUAAGGCCAGCGCCGGACUCUGCAAAAAUCUGUGGUGGACAGGCUGUUUGUCAGAAUUUCACUUAUAUCUAAAACUCCAGUAAUUUUGCUCAAUACUUUUGAUGCUCAAAAAUGGGGCAUAGAAAGGUUUUCAUGUUUUGUUCCUACAAGUUUCUUGGAAUUUUGGAAGCAGUGGGGUUGUCUGUCUGUCUGAGCUAUAAAAUUCUUUCUCCCUAGCAUUAGAAUACUGAUUUUUUUUCCUCCCCAACUUAUCUACCUCUAUUGUCUAACACCUACAGUAGGUGUGAUUAUGGGAUAAGGUUCAACUGAAAAUGCUAUAACGUGCUUUAAAAAAUGUGUUUUGUUUUCAAAUAAUCUCUACAUAGUGCAUUUUGGUGGCUUGAGUGAUACAUUUAUGCCUAUGUCUUUUUUUAAACAAAUACUGUGGCAUAUUUUUCCAUAAAGAAUAAAAAAUAAAAUCAAAAUUUAUUUCUAAUUCAUGCUUAUUGGGAUUUAAUUAUUCACCUCAAAAUAUUUUAUUAUUAUGUUAUGCACUGUCAGGCUAUCCGUUCAUGCAUUUUUUUGUCUAAAUGUAUUUAUGAAGGAAAUACAUUAGAUUAUAUUUAUGUUUACUAAUUUUUCCACCUGGGUUUUUUUUAAGUGGUUGUUACAAAA
Molecule: messenger RNA, 3545 nt
Organism: Mustela erminea (ermine)
Lineage: Eukaryota; Metazoa; Chordata; Mammalia; Carnivora; Mustelidae
Gene: SLC10A7
Product: solute carrier family 10 member 7
Exons: 12
Coding region: 247-1287 (346 amino acids)
Cellular component (GO): plasma membrane
Source: RefSeq, a predicted model, not a curated record